This is a messenger RNA of Talaromyces amestolkiae, 2550 nucleotides long. RefSeq lists its product as uncharacterized. The transcript is spliced from 2 exons. Gene Ontology annotation, molecular function: protein binding. The record is from RefSeq and is a predicted model, not a curated record. The coding region runs from base 1 to 2550 and encodes 849 amino acids. Lineage: Eukaryota; Fungi; Ascomycota; Eurotiomycetes; Eurotiales; Trichocomaceae.
AUGGCCCACAUCAAAGAUGUCCCAUUACUGAUCGACCCAAGUCAACGAAGCAUCCAAGAACUUCUACUAAAAUAUGGCAUCCCGCCCAUUAUAGCGAAAGCUAGAGCACAAGUUGAAUUCAGAAACUUCAGCACAGGCGAACUUCAGGCCUGCUUUAGCAAAUUGCACCGGCACGAGGCGGACCUUAAGACUUUUGAAUUUGAUUCAACUUCAUCGUGGGCCGCAGGAUUUACAAGUCUUCUUAGAAGAAAAACGCAAGAAGUGGUAUGGCUGAAGCCUCAACUUGAGUUGUUAAGAGAGUCAGCGAUCAAGAAACUCGCUCUUUGCAUCAACGCUAAAGGCGAGUGGUCUCUGCGUGAGAACGCAUAUCUUGCCUUGUCUCAUGUCUGGGAAGAAGGCAUCCAAGCCGAUCCUCAGAACAGAGGAAUUCCGCUUGCACAUGUCCAGCAGAUCAUUGCACGAAUCCACGCGACAGGAGCAGAAUGGAUCUGGUUGGAUGGGCUGGCCAUUCCAGGUUCUAGUCGAUCAUUGACCUUGGAGGAGGAGGAGAUCAAGAUUGCCAUUAUCAACAAUCUCGAUGGUAUAUACAGACGAGCCGACUCAAUCAUUAUCUUCGAUGCGCUGGUCAUGCAGCUACAAUCGACUGAUCUCGUGGAUGUAGCCAUUUGUCUCUCGUGCGGAAAAUGGAUGAGAAGACUAUGGACUUUUCAAGAAAUCUACCUCUCCAGAAAGGCAGUAAUUUUGACGAAUAACGGGCUGGUGGAUUAUCUGACUAUGGCUGCUCGACUACGCUCCCUGAGUGGACUUGAUGAUGAAGUUCCACAAAUGUAUGCAUCAAUGUCAUGCAAGGAUCUCAUGGCUGUUCAAUCCAUGCACAAGAAUCCAGCAAAAUAUCAAGAACUUUACCUACAACUCGUUCGAGUUCUGGGCAUCGAUGGCAAAAAGCCUUCUUUGACCCAGCUGGCGAUGGCAUGUCAAGAUCGACGAACAGGAAAUGACAUCGACUAUGCUCGGGCAUUCUUCCCUGUUCUUGGAUUGACGUGGAAUAGUACAUUGAGUAGAGAAGAGGGAAUGGAGCUCAUUUACAGGGACCAGGAAUAUUUUUCGAAGCGAUUGUUGCUGAUGCAUGGCGUUCCGAGAUCUUCGGUCAACAAGGAAAAUCCAUCACCAAGGGACAGUAUCAUGGCAUUGGAAGUAGACUGCGAGGGUGCUUGCGAACUCUGCGCCUGUUUAAUUGGUAGCAAUGAGCGUCCAGAAACUAUGGAAGGAUUUCGACAGGCCAUUUCCACUAAAGAAGCCUACAUUCUAACGAACAACGAGCUGAACAUGGUGUCACGCAGUGGCCUUGCGUAUCGCGCAAUACUGGUAGAGCGAGAUACAGCUGUUGCCAACCUCAAUGAAGCCUGGGUCUACAUGGCCGUCGAGGUCGCGCCCAUACACAAAUCAUUGCCAGCGAAGCCCAAGUCUUGGCUACUCCUCCACGAAAGCCCAAUUUCGACACACGAACGUAGUGGGAAGGACUGGACUAAGAUUGCGCGGAUGUUAAGCGAUGAGGAUACUCUGCAUGGCGGUAAAACUCCUUUGCAUGAGGCUGCAGAAGCCGGGAUUCAAGAUUUGAUAACAGAGCUGCUCUCUGAAAAUGCAGCUUUACUCGAGGCACAAGACGAGAGAGGGUGGACGCCGUUACAUAAUGCAGCCUUUAGGGGGCAAGCAAGCUCUAUUCUCCUUCUCGUCCAACACGGUGCACCGGUUGACGCUCUUGACUCAUCUGAAAGAAGCCCGCUCAUGAUUGCGGCUGAUGAAGGCCACACCGAAGCCGUCAAGCAACUAUUAGACCUCGGUGCCGAUGUGAACUUAUCGAGCCAAAACGCCAAGUGUCCAUUGAACCAGGCAUUGCUCACAGAGCACGUGGAGGUUGUUCGGAUACUCCUCGAAGCCGGCGCAAACCCCAAUGGUCGAGAUAAAUUUGGGUAUGCUCCCAUGUUCAUUGCAUGUAGAAAUUUGGAAACGGCCAACCUUCUCAUCAGUGCCGGGGCAGAUCCAUCUGCUGACCUUGUCGGGGGUGCAACCAUAUUACACUUUGCCGCGCGUGCAGGUAACGUUAGCUUGAUCAAGCGUUUGCUUGAACUCGAUAUGCCUGUUGACCUCACCGAGGGCAAUGUACCGACCGGCAUCACGGCGUUGUACCGCGCAGUUGAAGAGCAAAAGCUGGAGGCUGUCGAAAUUCUUCUUCAGCAUGGCGCAAAUCCUAACCACGUUAUCCAGACAUGUUGGACUCCGGUGCUCCUCGCUGCUAAACUUGGAAACUAUGAAAUUACAAAGGUUUUAGUCAGGAAUGGCGCGGAUGCGCAAACAACAUGCCAGCCGGAGAAAUGGACCGCCUUGCAUGUCGCAUCUCAAGCAGGCCAUCGUUUGGUGGUGAGGUUACUGUUAGAUGCUGGCUGGGAUGUAAAUGCCCGAGAUGCUGCAGGAUUCACACCAUUGAAAUUAGCUGAGACGGCCGUACAUAGAGCGGUAGUGGAAGUUUUGAAGCAAGGCGGAGGUUUAUGA